AUGGUUCUUGGUGCAAGAGCUUUCAGUCUGAAGUUGGGUGGUCCUGGACUCCUGGGAGGCACCUACCCCAGAAGCGGGUACCUACCUUUGGGUCACUUCCGCGCUAUGAGCAUCGGACCUUAA
Messenger RNA from Colletotrichum lupini, 123 nucleotides. RefSeq lists its product as uncharacterized. The record is from RefSeq and is a predicted model, not a curated record. The transcript has 2 exons. The coding region runs from base 1 to 123 and encodes 40 amino acids. NCBI's taxonomy places the organism in Eukaryota, Fungi, Ascomycota, Sordariomycetes, Glomerellales, Glomerellaceae.